Messenger RNA from Anthostomella pinea, 1653 nucleotides. The record is from the annotation of a GenBank genome assembly. NCBI's taxonomy places the organism in Eukaryota, Fungi, Ascomycota, Sordariomycetes, Xylariales, Xylariaceae.
AUGGAGCCGUGUUCGAUCCUCGAGCUGAGCUCGACAGUGCUCAAAGUCGGAGCCCUAUUGUACAGCUUCCUCAAGGCUGUGCACGACGCGCCCGCCGACGUACAGAAAUAUCUCGAGGUCCUGAGCAGUACCCGGACAGUAUUCGCCGAUGUCGAGGAGUACGCAGCGCUCCACGAGCGGUCGUCAUUCAGGAACGUCGACAAGAUGCAACUUGAUGCCAUCUCGGCAGUGCUGCAGGAGUGCGAGUUGACACUGGCGCUGCAACUUUCGACUGUGGAACAGUACGACACUAGCGACGCUACGUCGAGGUUCAAGCGGCUUCGAAAGAACGUCGAGUUCGUCUUUGGCAAGGCGGCACUGAAACACUACACGGUCAGAUUGCAGGCGUCUGGGAAUCUCCUUGGCCAGGCGAUGGUAUCAUCGGUCGGUAAGAACACUGUGAUAAUCCGUGACGAGGUUGGAUCCAUGAGGUCGGAGAUGAGAGACGCAUUCUCCGCCGUCGCGGAGGAGCAGCAACAGCGGCAGCAGUGUCUCCAGGAGACGACCCGGUAUACCAAAACGCUCCAGGGCGGUAUCUCACAACUGAUGGAUUUCGCUCAAACGAAUGGAAUACAGAGCGGAACUCGGCUGGAGUCCAUGGCGAAUGUCAUGGCUGCAGAUCUAUCGUCCUCAUUACAAGACGAUGUCUUGCCAGCCGCGCUUGAUUCGAGCGACGCAGUCGAUGCUCAAGGACCUCCAUCGUCGGGAACGCGGACCAACCAGGGACCCCAGAAUCUGGCUGAUUGUCUACACUCUGAUAUUCCCACCUCGAAAGAAGCGUCUGAAGAGUAUACCACCCCAUUUCCUGCAAGGCCAGACGCUUGGCAGCAAGCCGUCACUUCCUUCCGGCAGAGUCUGUCGUCGAAAGACCUAAAGUUCCUGGGUGAAGUCACGAGUCCGAGCGAACUGGUACAGCGCUUGCACCAAAAGAGCACCGCAGUGGGUUUGGAGCCAAGCAAGCUGAAAUCGAUCAUGUCCAAGAUAUCAGCUGGAUCGGAUCAUUUCGGAAACCCGCUUGAAAUCGCAUCUCUGUUAUUGCCCAGCAUCACGCUUCUUGCAGAAACUGGCAAGGCAGUAUACGGAGACAUCGCCGCCGGACUUGAAGAGAUGGCCGACGCAAUGCACUUGUGCCAGCGGGAGCUGCAGCUGCACCAGGACGAGAGGAUGACCGAGCUGGUGGGACAAGCUUACGUGCAACUCUUCGAGCAUGCGAAGCUAUGCACCAGAACCGUGAGCCGAAAGAACAACACGAUCGUAGUCACGGCGGUCAUAAGGGACUACCGCGCCGGGCUCGACGCUAGCAUGGCCCGGCUGCGCCGCAUCUGCGAGAAGAUCACGCGGGAGGUCGACUACCGGCACCGCGUGGAGAUGCGCGAGGCCGGUCGCAGGAUCGCCGAGAUGCACGUCGAGCAGCACAGGAUGGUGCGGAUGCUCCAGGACCAGAGGGCCAUCCUGGAGUUGAUGCAGCAGGAGAGGAAGCUGAUGGAUCUGAUACGGGAGCAGCAGAAGAUACUGCAGAUCGUGCAGCGGAUACAGUAUGGGAUGCAGAUGGAAAGGGGGACUCAGUCAACCAUGGAUGAGUCGCCAUCUUCUCAGAUAAGCACUGCUAGCUAG